Messenger RNA from Dovyalis caffra, 753 nucleotides. The record is from the annotation of a GenBank genome assembly. NCBI's taxonomy places the organism in Eukaryota, Viridiplantae, Streptophyta, Magnoliopsida, Malpighiales, Salicaceae.
AUGAACAUGAUGAAGAAAAGAGAGAAAGAGGCAAUGUUAGGAGAACUAGAUGGCUAUGGCCAUGAUUUCUUUGGAUUGCUCCUAAAAGCCUAUCAUGAUUCGGAUAAGACCAAGAAAAUAUCAGUAGAUGACCUGAUCGAUGAGUGUAAGACUUUUUAUGUAGCUGGGCAGGAAACAACAGCAAGCUCACUUACCUGGACUGUUCUUCUUCUAGCAAUUCACACAGACUGGCAAGACAAAGCAAGGAAAGAGGUGCUUGAAUUCUUUGGCCAACAAAAUCCUAGUCAAGAUAGCAUCGCAAAACUGAAAAUUAUGAGCAUGGUAACUAAUGAAUCUCUACGACUAUAUUCUCCUGCUGCUGGCGUGUUGAGGAGAGUUGAAAGGGAAAUUAAACUGGGAAAAAUAACUGUUCCAGCUAAUAUGGAAAUCUACAUUUCAACUUUAGCACUUCAUCAAAAUCCUGAAAUAUGGGGAGAAGAUGUUCAUCGUUUUAAACCAGAGAGAUUUGCAGAGGGGGUGGUUAAAGCUACAAACAAUAACAUUGCUGCAUUCUUUCCAUUUGGUAUGGGACCUCGAACUUGUGUGGGGUUUAACUUCGCAAUUACAGAAACAAAGAUUGCACUCUCUAUGAUCCUGCAACGUUACAGGUUUACUCUCUCACCAACUUAUGCCCACUGCCCAGUUGAAGUUCUAACAAUGUGCCCACAACAUGGAGUUCAAGUCAUUCUCCAACCAUAUGAACCCAAAUUGUGA